AUGUUAGUGGAAGAAGUACCUAAAUCUACAACAACAAAUGCUUCUACAAUAUAUUUUAGUUCAUCUAUAAAUUUAACAGCCAGAUCUUUAAAUGGUAGUAAACAUCAACACGGAGAUACAGGAGAAGGACCAUUAAAUAAAAAAGGAAGAGCAAAAGUUAAUUAUAAUUUAAAUCAAUUAUUUAACGCACAAACUCUGGCAAAUAAUGAAACCAGAAAUAGUGGGCCAUCUAAAUCUGUUCAACAGAUUCAAUUGGAGAAGCUAGUUCAAAAAAGGCUAGUAGAAUUAAAUCAAGAAUCAACAACACGAGGGUUCGAAUUGCCUAAAAAUUUUAUAUACACCAGCAUUCAUUCAAUGGGUAACAAAAGAAUUGCACAAAAAUCAAGGUUAGGUAAUACACCGGCAACUAAAAGAAUAUUAUCAGCUAGAAGAAAUUUAAAUCUGUAUUUUGAAGAAGAAAGAAAUUUAAUAUCAAUAAAUACUAUACUUUCAUUAAAUUUUCAAUUUGUUGAUUUAAUUGAUUUUAAUAAUUCAAAAUCUACUACCAGAUUGGAAAGAUCAAGACCAAAACUAAGACUUUGUUGUAUUUGUGGAUUGAAAUCAAAUUAUUCAAGAUCUAAAGAGGCUAAAGACUAUUCUAAAUUGGUACAAUUUGCAAAUUUAGCAUCUGUAGGGUAUUGUGUUACAAAGGGAUUAUCAACUGGAGUUUUAAGUGACCCAAAUACUAAUUGUCCUUUGAAAGCUUGCCACAAUCCAAUAUUAAAAGAUGUGGAAAUUAUACGUAUAUUUGAUUUUAAUACAUUGAAUGAAGUUGGAACUGGGUUUUAUGCGGUUGAUCAUAAGAGGAAAACAAUCAUCUUGGUAUUUAGAGGAUCAGCAUCAAGAAGAGACUGGGUUACAGAUUUGAAUUUUUUCCCAUGUCCUUAUGAACCAAUAGUUUAUGACAAGAGUUUUAAAGAUGCUGAACCAUAUAUUCGUAAAGGAUGCGUUGAUUGUAAAGUUCAUCGUGGGUUUUAUAAUUUCUUAAAAGAUAAUUCAGGAGCAAUAAUUAGUGCAGGAGUUAAAAUGAAGGAAAAAUAUCCUUCUUACCUGUUUUUAGUGAUUGGACAUUCUUUAGGUGCAGCUUUUACCGUUAUGAGUGGGAUAGAAUUCUUAUUAUUAGGUUAUGAACCGUUAGUUGUUACUUUUGGUGGACCAAAAGUUGGUAAUGAAGAAUUUUGUAAUUUUAUGGAUAAUUUGUUUGAUACAGAAGAGGUUGUAAAACAAAUUGAUUACUGUCGUGAUUUCAAUAGAGGUUUUAUUAGAGUUGUUCAUAGACACGAUAUUGUACCUUCUUUACCACCCAUGUUUGCACAUGCUGGUUAUGAAUAUUUUAUAGAUAAAAGAGACUUACCACAUGAACCAUGUGAUUUAGAUCGACGUGGUAUGUGUCAUUCUGGACUAUUUUCCAAAAGAGAUUUUGGUUUCAAAGAAUUUAAAAUUAAACCAUCAUUAUUUUGGCCCGAAAAAUUAGGGAAAUACGAACAUACUCAUUAUUUUAAAAAAAUUACUAAUUGUCAAGAUCCAGAAUAA
This is a messenger RNA of Lodderomyces jiufengensis, 1572 nucleotides long. RefSeq names its product lipase family protein. Lineage: Eukaryota; Fungi; Ascomycota; Pichiomycetes; Serinales; Debaryomycetaceae. The coding region runs from base 1 to 1572 and encodes 523 amino acids. The transcript has 2 exons. Gene Ontology annotation, biological process: lipid metabolic process. The record is from RefSeq and is a predicted model, not a curated record.